GCAAAAACGUUGAGGUGAAUCGUGCACGUAAGUCAUUAUUUUUAUUUGUUGCUCCACGCAGGAUAUUUAAAUUGACUGGUAUUCAACCAACAAUAGCAACAUUUCUUUCUUCGCCACGUAUACGCAGACACACACAUACAAACACACACAGGCACCCACAUCCGAGAAAGAAGUAGAAAGAUAUUUGAUUGCAGCAGAGCAGUGGAAGUGCACUCAUUUACAGUUUUUGCCUUGUUCGUCUUUCAUUGAACUACGACGUUUUGUCUCCGCCCCCGGCGUAUCUCAAAGGUGCUGACUCGUUGUUUCUCUACUGUUGACAUUUGAUUUCUUGCGCGCACAAGUGUGACCUAAGUUUGAAAGGUUUCCCCACUCGUAACUUAAUUGUUGUGCGUGGAGUAGCAGAGUGUUAAUUCAGUGCAGUGUUGAACAAGCCCACACAAGAUACUUUUGCCAGAAUUGGACACUGCUGGCGAGAGCGUAGCGUAGCUUUCCUGUGCCGCGUAACGCGCUCCCCUUCAUUCUCUCCUCCGCGUGUUCCUUUAACUCGCUAGUUGCCGCAAUGAGCAAAUACGUCGCGCCCACAGGGAAGGUUGCCCCUGCGAGCCCGGUGGCUGACAACGGUGUCGCCGAUAUCACAAAGGUGAAGAUCUGUUCAGGCCACACCCGUCCCGUGUGCCACAUCAACUACAGUGAAAUUGUUGAUGGGACCUUCUGGUUUGUGACGUCUUGCCACGAUGCGAAGCCGAUGCUGCGCAACGGCCAGACGGGCGACUGGGUCGGCACCUUUGAGGGCCACAAGGGUGCGGUGUUCUGCUCCGCUUUCAACACCGGUGCCACGCGGCUCGUCACGGGUAGCGGCGACUAUUCAGCGAUGGUGUGGGAUGCCCUCACAGGCAAGAAGCUGCACGCAUGGAGCCACCCCAAGUACAUCAAGUCGUGUGACUGGAUGGAUCAGCGCAUCGCGACGGGCUGCUUUGACGGCAUCAUCCGCAUCUUCGACGCCACGCGCUACGACGCGGAGCCGCUGUCUUUCAGCAGCCCUGAUGCCACGAAUGUGAAGGCGACGUACUUUUUGGAUUCCAAUACGAUGGUCACCGCGUGCGAGAACGUGAUCAUGAAGUGGGAUCUUCGCGACACAUCUGGUCCCUACCUGCGCCGCGAGAUCACUGGAUUGAAUUUUGUGGAGUACACUCACCGCCAUUCGAUAGUCGCGGCUCACGAGAAGAGCAUCAGCUUCAUCGACACGACGUCGCUGGAGAUUAAGAACAGUUUCACGACCAGCGAAGAUGUGGAGUGUGCGUCUCUCUCGCCUGAAGGCCAGCGUGUGGCGGCCGGGUCGAAGCUGAAGGCGAAGGAGUUCACGUUGGACGGCGUAGAGGUAGAGUCUAACCGAGGACAUCACGGCCCCGUGUUCCACAUCCGCUGGGCCCCCGACGGCAACUCCUACGCGUCUGGCGCUGAGGAUGGUAUGGUGCGUGUGUGGCCAUCGCACGAGAUCAUAGAAAAGUAUGACACAGAGGCGUAA
Messenger RNA from Leptomonas pyrrhocoris, 1525 nucleotides. RefSeq lists its product as hypothetical. Bases 560 to 1525 code for a protein of 321 amino acids. Gene Ontology annotation, cellular component: SMN complex. The record is from RefSeq and is a predicted model, not a curated record. The transcript has a single exon. Gene Ontology annotation, molecular function: protein binding; RNA binding. Gene Ontology annotation, biological process: spliceosomal snRNP assembly. Lineage: Eukaryota; Euglenozoa; Kinetoplastea; Trypanosomatida; Trypanosomatidae.